Camellia sinensis is the source of this 600-nucleotide messenger RNA. The record is from RefSeq and is a predicted model, not a curated record. NCBI's taxonomy places the organism in Eukaryota, Viridiplantae, Streptophyta, Magnoliopsida, Ericales, Theaceae.
UUUUGCGGACGAAAGACGCGAAAAGCUCAAAUAAAGGGACGAUGGUGAAUUUACAUCUUGCGAAGAUUGACGAAAGUAGCAGUUUUUGCAAUGGUAGCGCUCAAUUUCAACUAUAUUUUUCCACAACUGAAUCACUCCCUCAUCCAGACCCGAAAUCGGGAACUUUUUCAAGUUCCAGUUUCAGAUUCAAAGAUCUGUUUGUGAUUCAGAUUCAGCCAAAUCAUAUUCCCAAUUAAGAUUCAGAUUCAGAGACUUCUCAGACCACUGGAAAAUGAAAGGAUGCGGGAUGAAUUGGAGAAAGCUGUAAAUAUCAUAUGGAACUGUCGGCUACCAUCACCAAGAUGUGUUGCAAUAGAUGCUGUUGUUGAGCUUGAUUUGGUCUAUGCUCUACAAGUGUCCGUCUUCCCAGAGCUUAUCUUCACUAAAGCUGGAAAGAUCUUAUACCGUGAGAAAGUGAUUCAAACAGCCGAUGAGUUGUCAAAAAUAAUGGCAUUCUUUUAUUACGGAGCAGCCAAACCGCAUAGCUUGAAUACCAUUGGAAAGAGUAAAAAGAGUGAAGAACCAAUCCCUACCAUUUCAAUCAACAGCAAACAGUUGUGA